Exophiala bonariae is the source of this 1329-nucleotide messenger RNA. RefSeq lists its product as uncharacterized. The transcript has a single exon. NCBI's taxonomy places the organism in Eukaryota, Fungi, Ascomycota, Eurotiomycetes, Chaetothyriales, Herpotrichiellaceae. The coding region runs from base 1 to 1329 and encodes 442 amino acids. The record is from RefSeq and is a predicted model, not a curated record.
AUGCUACUCAGAGGGGUGUCCCGAGUUUCGGCUCUCGUCGGCCUCGUCGUCUUCGGUUUGGUCAUUUCCACAGGAUUUUACGAUCAACUGUUUCUCGCGUUGUCAUUGAGGGGUGCACAAUGGGCACAGUGUCUGAGUAAACUGUCAUCGACUGGAACCAAAACAAUGGUGGCACAAUCUCAUACAGAGGUGUUCUCCAGGACAACUAGAACUAGCCAAUACUUUCCCAUCGAGUUUGGCGAGGAGGAAGCAAUGAACCCCAGCAUAAUUCCACACCCUUCACUGGCUGAUACCUGGAUAAUCACUGCACAGCGCCGACCGACCUCCGGAAGACCAUCUAUCUGGUUCUCUGAACUUGUUUGUGAGGCAAAGCUCAAAGAUGGCAAGCUGAGUUGCAUCAAGGCUCCAUCGAUCCUACCGAUCGCUGCUACAAUCGGCGACAAUUGUGUUGGUGACCUGGAUUUCUUUGGUCUCAACAUUGGGCCACACGACGCCCGAGUCUUCUAUGGUCCACAAAACCCAUAUGCUAUCUACGGGUCGAAUUCUGGUUAUACUUGCUUUGGUCAGUGGAUCCAGGAUUUCAGGGUGCUUGUGGACUGGGAGAUGGAGCUGCACAUCAAGUCAAACUUCAGACUCGGCACCGAGCUUACACGGCCACCUCCAUUCAGCGCUGUUGAGAAGAACUGGUUCCUCUUCUGGGACAAAGACGGAGACACCUACGUCCAUUACGACAUUUUCCCACAGCGAAGUUUCGCCAAAUUGAACAGCGAUGGAUCGGUCGGCCUAGAUCUGGCACCUCUAGCAGCAGGAGCCGGUGAUCACAGCUGCAUGACUAGAAUGAUGCCAGAGCUUGCUCCUAGCCUUGAGUCUAUCCAUCAGGCCACCAACAGUCUUUCGAUCACGCUUUGUGACCGGUCUGAUGAUUCAUGCCAGCCAAACGACUCAAACACCUACAUCAUGACGAUAUUCCAGCACAAGAGCUUCUACUACUACCACAGUGUGUACGAACCAUACGUCAUGCUGUUCAAACGCAACUCCCCAUUUGAGAUCCAGGGUAUCUCUUCGAAACCGAUAUGGAUACGUGGUCGAGCAGGGGCAGGUGAGGCCAAGAGGCCGCCUGGAGCGGAAUACGAGAAAUUAGAUUCUUGGAACCAGACUGAGAUGAUCUAUGUCACAUCAAUGAGUUGGAAAGAACAAGGCCAAAAAUAUCAUGGGUAUUUGGAUGAUGUACUCUUCCUUGCGUUUGGGAUCGAGGACGAGCGAACUGGCGGAAUUGACAUCCUCGCGGGUGAUCUAGUGCGGGAUAUUGAGACCUGCUCCACUAGUUGA